This is a messenger RNA of Pezoporus flaviventris, 1111 nucleotides long. Its product is annotated as putative methyltransferase DDB_G0268948. Lineage: Eukaryota; Metazoa; Chordata; Aves; Psittaciformes; Psittacidae. Gene Ontology annotation, molecular function: S-adenosylmethionine-dependent methyltransferase activity. The record is from RefSeq and is a predicted model, not a curated record. Bases 14 to 847 code for a protein of 277 amino acids. The transcript is spliced from 6 exons.
UGCCUCCUCCCACAUGCCAGGUCACCCCAGCAUGGCCACCCAGAUGUUCGAGACCAGGGGGCACGCAGCCAUCUACCAGAAAUACAGGUUUGCACCAGGCAAAGAGCUGCAGCGAACCAUUCUCAGCUACCUGCGGGAGAAGAGGAUAAACCCUGCUGAACUGGUGGUGGAUGUUGGCUGUGGGUCUGGACAAGGCACCCGCUUCCUUGCAGAGCACUUCAAGAAAGUGGUGGGAAUGGACAUCAGCGAAGCACAGAUCCAGGAGGCCAGGGAGGGCCCCUCCAUGCCCAAUGUCUCCUACCUUGUGUGCCCUGCAGAGGAGCUGCCAUUCAAGGAUGCCUCAGUGGACCUCCUGACUUCAUUCACUGCUGCACAUUGGUUUGAUACUGAGAAGUUCAUGAGGGAAGCAGAGCGUGUGGUCAGGCCGGGGGGUUGCGUGGCCAUCAGCACCUACACCAUGGACAUGAGUCUGCGCUAUGGAAAGUGCUCUGAAAAACUGACCCAGGUCUUUAGGGAGUGCUGGGACCUGCUUCUGAAAUACUCGCAUCACAGAAUAAAACUUGUCUUGGAAGACUACAAAGAGAUCUUCGAGGCCUUGCCGUUCCCAGACAAGAAGAGAAUUACCGAUAUCUUUGAUAAAAUUCCCAUGACUGUCGCUGGUGCGGUGGGUUACUUAGAGUCAUCUUCUCCAUAUCAAGCCUUUAUGAAGAAUGACCCUGAAGCUGCAAAAUCCCUCCUCCAAGAGACAGAAAAGAGGAUGCUGGAGAUGAUGGGAGUUUCUUCUCGGGAGAUCCCAGUGGAGUUCUGGGUGAGGCACGUCUGUGUGCUGGGGUGCAAGGCACAAUGAGAGGAAACCCUUCUGAGCUGUGCUGGAAGGAAGGAAGGAAGGCAGGCAAAAGUGGGUUGUCUCCUAAUAGCCCACUUGGUGCCACUCUUAUUCCUUGGGAAGAUUAAUUCUGGGGGCUUAAGAUUUGGAGGUGUGGAAAGCAGAUAAGGGCUUAUGCCAGCUCUUGGGUUCCUGUCCAGCUUGGUCCUCCAGUCUCCCCAGGGCUGCACGGGAAGGGUCCUGUUUCAGACUGGUGGUUGGGCUGCACCCCAUCUCUGCAGACGA